Diabrotica virgifera virgifera (western corn rootworm) is the source of this 4945-nucleotide messenger RNA. RefSeq names its product zinc finger protein 235-like. The transcript has 4 exons. Gene Ontology annotation, cellular component: nucleus. The coding region runs from base 113 to 1609 and encodes 498 amino acids. The record is from RefSeq and is a predicted model, not a curated record. Lineage: Eukaryota; Metazoa; Arthropoda; Insecta; Coleoptera; Chrysomelidae.
UGUCAUAGCCCCUCCAUGUCAAAACUGUCAACGCUGUCAACCGUCCCAGCCCCGCCAUUGUUUAUUGUUGAAAUUUUUAUUUUUUUAAUUAUUGGAAAUUGGUUUAUUAGCUAUGGAAGAUAAAAGUGAAAUCAAGAAAGAGUUUACUGAAUAUGACCAAACAUGUAUAGAAGGUCAUCUAUCGCCAUCAGUAGGUCUCAAAAACUUUAAAAAUGAACCAAAGGAAGAUCAUCCAGCUAUAGAAGUUAAAGUUGAAAAGGGAGAGGUUGCAGAAUAUGACCAAAGAGCAUUACAUAAUCUGUCUACAUCAAUAGAUCUUACACAUUUUAAAAAUGAACCCAAGGGAGAUCACCCAGCUAUGGAAGUUAAAGUUGAAAAUGAAGAGGUUGCAGAAUUUGACCAAAAAGAUAUAGAUAAUCUGUCCACAUCAAUAGAUCUUAAAGACUUAAAAGAUGAACCUGAGGAAAAUCAACAAGGUUGUUUACAAAAUAAGAACAAAAUGAAAAUUAUGAAAACACCUGAAAAUUCAUCUCCGAAGAUUUGGGUCGAUACGCCGAAGAAAAAACUAAAUAUCAAAGUUCAAACUGGAAAAGUACCUUACACGUGUACAAUUUGUUUAAAACAAUUUUCUCAGCGAUAUAAUCUGAACAUACAUUCAAGAAUACAUAUUAAAGAAAAACCUUAUAAGUGUAAUAUUUGUUUUAAGCAAUUUACUCAAGCAAGUGCUUUAAAAUCACAUUUGAGAACCCAUACUGGAGAAAAGCCUUUUAAGUGUGAAAUUUGUGUUAAGCAAUUUACUCAAGAAGGUAAUUUGAAAACACAUUUGAGAGUGCACACUGGAGAAAAGCCUCACAAAUGUGGAAUUUGUUUGAAACAAUUUACUGAUGCAAGUAGUUUGAAAACACAUUUGAGAACCCAUACUGGAGAAAAGCCUUAUAAGUGUGAUAUUUGCUGUAAACAGUUUACUGAGGCAACUCGUUUGAAAAGACAUUUGAGAGUGCACACUGGAGAAAAGCCUUACAAGUGUGAUAUUUGCUUUAAACGGUUUACUGAGGCAAGUAAUUUGAAAAAACAUUUGAGAACACAUACUGGAAAAAGGCCUUACAAAUGUGGAAUUUGUUUGAAACAAUUUACUGAUGCAAGUAGUUUGAAAACACAUUUGAGAACCCAUACUGGAGAAAAGCCUUAUAAGUGUGAUAUUUGCUGUAAACAGUUUACUGAGGCAACUCGUUUGAAAAGACAUUUGAGAGUGCACACUGGAGAAAAGCCGUACAAGUGUGAUAUUUGCUUUAAACAGUUUACUGAGGCAAGUUAUUUGAAAAAACAUUUGAGAGUGCACACUGGAGAAAAGCCUUACAAGUGUGAUAUUUGCUUUAAACGGUUUACUGUUGCAAGUAAUUUAAAAAAACAUUUGAGAACACAUACUGGAAAAAGGCCUUACAAAUGUGGAAUUUGUUUGAAACAAUUUAUUGGUUCAAGUAAUUUGAAAACACAUUUGACAACCCAUACUGGAGAAAAGCCUUAUAAGUGUGAUAUUUGCUUUAAACAGUUUACUCAGACAGGUAAUUUGAAAAAGCAUAUAUUGAUUCACACUGGAGAAAAGUCUUAAAAGAGUGAUAUUUGUUUUAAGCAAUUUACUCAAGAAAGGGAUCCAAAGGCAGAAAUGAGCGUGGACAAACACUACUAGAAUUUUUAUUACAACAAAAUCUAUACCAUUUGAAUAGUUUCUUCUCUAAAAAAGAUAGUCAAAUAAGUAGUUUGAAAAAACAUUUGAGAUCACAUACUGGAAAAAAGCCUUAGAAAUGUGAAAUUGGUUUUAAACGAUUUACUGAUGCAAAUACUUUGAAAACACAUUUGAAAACCCACACUGGAGAAAACCCUUAUAAGUGUGAUAUUUGCUUUAAACAGUUUACUAAAAAUUUACUUUGAAAUCGCAUAUGACAAAACUGGUGAGAGACCUUACAAGUUUGAAAUUUUUUUGAAGCAAUUAUGUAGCGAUAAACUACUAUAUUACUUGAAAUAUGUAUUAUUGACAAAUAAUAUUUCAAUCAACUAUGAUAGUUGAUUUGACCCUAGCCUAGCUCAGAUUCCCAAGGUGUGUGUUCGUCUUGUCCUAAUCAAAAAUAUGGACGAUGAGGAUCUGGAUUGGAAGCAAACAAAACAAUAUUUUAACUAAUCAUGUUAUUUUUCAAUAAAGAUAUAAUAAAAUAUGGCUUAUUAAAUUCAAUGGCAUAUACAGUGAGCACGUAAAGGUUGAAAUAAAUUCAUUUUCUCGAGAAUGGACGACUUUGGAAAAAAAUCCCGAAACAAGUCAAUUUUUAUGUUUAAAUUACGACUUUUUGGCAUAUAUAUCAUUAGAUUUAGAUUAGAUUAUGUGAGGUCGUUAAGGCUAUGGAGCCUCUCAGCACUUCGACCUAUAAAGAUCUUUUGUGCAUACGUUAAUCUAGUUAAACUCUAGGAUGCCAAUACUUCCGAUGAAAUUGAUUAGCAUCCUAGGUGACUUGUUUCCUAUGUCAGAGGCCGUUAGGGUGACCUCUUCUAGGAAUUUUAGUCGUUUGCAGAACAGAACAAUUGCAUAUAAUGUGUUUGUCACAUUUUUCGUUGUCACAGAAACGACAGUUCUCACUAUCUGAUUUGCCCAUUUUUUGAGAUGAUAUCUCCGAGGGCAGUGACCAGUGAGAAGGCCAGUGGCCAUUUUUAUAUCUUUUUUACUCAUUUAGAGAAGGCGGUUCGUUGCACUAGGCGACACCUUUAUGAGCCUUUUUGCUUGCCUUUGUCCUGGUGUGUUGGACCAGUAUAGUUGUAGUUGAUUGAGUUCCCAGGUCCGGAGUUCCUGUCUGAUGUGGCUUUUUGGUAGUCCACAGAAGGGUUCUGGACCUUGGUUUAAACAAAAUAAAAAUGUUUCCUUUGUUUUUCUGUGUACCAAAAUAUUAUCUUACAAUAAUACCCCACGUUGGGCGCUCAAAGUUGUGUUUAAGGUCGACAAAUACUCUAUUUUGGCAGUGGCGGCUCGUCAGAGGAGGCAAGGGAGGCUCAGCCUCCCAUAAAUUUUUUACACACUCUACACUGUUUUGUUUAUCAUGAAUCGCGAAAACAACAAGUACAACUCUCACUAUUAUACAACGUGUAAAUUCCAUAUUAUCACUAAUUAUCCAUACGUACGGAGCAUUAGCAUUAGAACGCAUGAUCGCGUCUCAGUUUUAUUACAUAUUAUUGUAGGCAGGACCCUAGGUUAUCUCGAGAUGCAUGAACGGAGCACGGAGCCGAGAAGCCCAACAGUCUCCGUUGCUAAGGCUCCGUGCAGCGCAGGUCUCCUAACAGUGGCAUCUACGGUGCCAUCACACGCUGCCCGGAGAUAUACCAAGGGAGGCAGAAUAGCUUGUCGGCUUCGUUGCGUGGUUGCGUGCGUCUCGGGACAACGAAUUUUAGGGUCCUGACUAAAAAUAAUGAAAAAUCUAAAAGUGCGAAUUUUGUUAUGAAAUUUGGUAUGUGGGGUUAUAAUAAUAUUUGGAACAACUUGCUCAAAUAACUUUUUCCGAUAUCUCUAACUCAAAGCAAAAUAUCGGUAAUUUAUGGUGUUUUUGAAUUCGCAGUAGGCCGCGUUUAGAAUUAAAAAAAUUCAGUUGAGUAUCUUAAAAAAUUUGAAGCUUCGUUAUGUAUGGACUGCAAAACUUCAAAUCUGUAUUUAUUUUGAUAUGCGAGGUAUCUAUUUACAAAUAGAUGGAAUUGUUAACAAAUAAACGACACAAACUUUGGUAUUAAACUUUUACAAUUAGACUAACUAUUUUUAAAAUGAUAUGAUAUCAUGAAAUUAUGAAUUAGGAUGAUAUUAUGAAAUGUAAAUAAAAAAUGGGGCCUUAAAUUACAUUUUUUGGCGCAUUUUUUUGCUAGUGCAAAUUUGUCUAGAUAUUUUACAGUUAGUAAACUGUAAACGCCACUGUAUUUUGGCUUUUUUUUAUUAUUAAUUAAACGCUUUUAUUUAGUUCAAUCUUUUGCAUCAAAUAUUUAGACGUUAAAUUGACUGCCUUUUCUUCAAUGCAAAUGAAUCAAAUUUUGCAGACAUAUGCAUUUGCGGGAACAAUAACGAAUAGUCGAUAAAAAAAAUUUUUGUGUGGUUAUGAAUUGUUUAAAUAAAAAAAACGAUUUUAAUGGAAAAAGCUUAAAUUCUCUUGUUUUUUACAAUGCAGAGACUUGAAACUUUUACAGAUUGUACCUAGUUAUAUGAACUAUACAUAAUUUCACUUUUUACGUUAAUUGUUUACGUUAUGCUUCAUACAUAAACAAUAAAGUUUAAAAUUUAUCCAGUUUCUGUCCGAUUUCUAUCCAGUUUUCAGCGAAAAAAAGUUAUGGCACUGCAGAGGGACGAAUGCUGCCCUUAGUACUGUCGUGGACUGUCCAUAAAACGCAAGGUUCGACUGUUGACUACGCUGUCGUGAACUUGGCCCCGAAAGUGUUUGCGUAAGACAGGCUUAAAAGCCUGCAUUGUGCCUGCAAAGCUUACGUUGCAUUGAGCCGAGUGCGAUCAUUAAGGUACGUAUCCAUAUAAGGGUGAACCCCGCUGCUCAAAUGGAUACGGCAUGCGCUCCCUUACAUAUAAACCGCAAACCGGUGGAGGGAAUCCACUAUGUGGAGCUACUACACCGAGCGAGGUUUACUUUUGUAUGGAUACGUACCUUUAGACGGCUUGCGCGACGAAGAACUGCAUUGCGAGAAAUUAACAGGGUCUACACCGUAUAAUAGUAAAGUAUUAGAAGAGAUGGAAAGACUGCGAAAACUGUAAUAGGUGUAAAUAAUGAUUUUGAUUCAAGAAAUGUAUGAAGAAAUUACAGAAAAUUUACAAUAUAUGUAUCAAAAGUUGAAAUAAAUGCAAAAAAUGUAUCUGUCAUAUACUUACAUCCUUUUCUUAACAUGACGAUAUAUUUUAAUGUUUGAAAAGUAUAAGACU